UCCGAAGAGGGGUCCCGACGCUGCUCCCUCCGAGAUGGCCUCCGCCGCGACCCAUUCCGGAUCCGAGAGACCCAAGACAGAUCCGCUCGAGAUCCGGCUCCCGCGGGCCCGCCUCCGGUACCCGGGGGUCCGCACGCGAGGCAAAGAAACCGAGGAGAUGAAUUUAGGGGCGAGGUCGAAUCGGGAACCGAACCGAACCGAACCGAGCCGGCUGGUUCAGGUCACACGUGGAGGCGAUGGUUGGUUCUUUCUUUAUUUUUAAUUUACGAGGUGGGGCGAGGAUCUGCUCGUGUCUGCUUGUGACGCCGUGGGGCAUUAUCAGCCCGCAUUCCUGAUCUGCCCACCUCUUUUUUGGCAGUCGAUACUUUAGGAGGAGAUCGCUUUUUUAUGUAAAAGUUGAUACUUUUUGGAGACGGCUUAAAUGUACGGCAAAACGAACCAAGCGGACAACUUCUUCUGCUGCUGCUAAAUCGACAGCGGCCCCACGAACUCCGUCUCUCCCCCAUUAAAGUCCCAUCUUUCGUGCGCAGCUCGGGUUCCCGGUGAGCGCGAGAGAUGGGUAGCUCGGGUUCUCGUGAUGGUGGCAUCAGGAGGAGCUCGAGGGCUUUUCUACAACUGGGAAGUGAAGCAAGAGAUGAUGGGCUCCUCCUACAAGGAGCAGGUUGUCACCAUCAAUGGACGGCACCCGGCCCCCACCAUCCAGGCUCAUCAUCAGGGAAACAGAGUUUUCGUCAGGGUUACCAACAGGUUGAGCCAGAAUGUCGCGAUCCAUUGGCACGACACCCAACAGAUUCAAAGUCUAGGGAGCGAUGGAACAGGUGAUGUAACUUUCACCUAUAUUUUCAUCGUCCAUCAGCUUGGAAAAUCUCAGUACGACUCCUAUUACACAAUGCAAAUGGUGGCUGGACUGCAUGGGUUGAUCGAUGUUUUGCCACUGUACAGCAUGGCGGAGCCAUUCGCUCAAAGAUUAUGACAAGAGCAUCAUCCUCGACAACUGGUACUACUAAAGCUAUCAUGAUUGGGCGGCAGAGCCUGAGUCUUUGCUGAUUCCCAGGAAGGGAAAGUUUGAUUAUGCUGAAUCGACCACUCCA
Molecule: messenger RNA, 1091 nt
Organism: Eucalyptus grandis
Lineage: Eukaryota; Viridiplantae; Streptophyta; Magnoliopsida; Myrtales; Myrtaceae
Product: L-ascorbate oxidase-like
Exons: 4
Coding region: 578-973 (131 amino acids)
Molecular function (GO): oxidoreductase activity; copper ion binding
Source: RefSeq, a predicted model, not a curated record